Molecule: messenger RNA, 1358 nt
Organism: Paramecium primaurelia
Lineage: Eukaryota; Ciliophora; Oligohymenophorea; Peniculida; Parameciidae
Source: the annotation of a GenBank genome assembly
AUGGAAAAUCUACAUCCAGCAUAAGAAAUCAUUCUUAAUAUAGUUUCAGAGAUUCAGAAGCAUCAUGACUUUAUUAAUUACAUGAACUCUAAUUCUUAAAAAAUAAAAUAAGGUUUAUGGAUAUAGUAGUACUUUAAAAAUGAACCAAAUAUACCAAUAAUCUAAAAUAUAAUUAGAGUAGUUGAAUUAUAAAAUGAAUACAUUCCAAUUAAAUAACAUUUUCAUCAUAUUUUAGUACAUAAAUAAAAUGUUCCUAAUUUAUGUGGAUACCAUGCAACCUAUAAUUUAAUUCAAUGUGUUUAAAGUAUUAAAUAUAAGUAAGAAUUUUUAAAUAUAUUUUUUAGAAUCCCACCUUUAUUUUAUAAUAUAGCAGCAUUUUGGAUAUAUGUUAAAAGAACCUAAGAUUUCUUAAGAUAAUAUAGAAAUAAAUACUAAUUAGAUUCAACUAUUUGGCCAUGGAGAGAUUCUGAUAUUGAAAAAGGAGAUUUUGAAAGAACUUAUUUAAAAAGUUGUUUACAUGCUAAACCACUUUUUAAAACAACAUUUUAAAAUGAAAUAAUAUAAGAUAUCAAAUACUUAGUUACAAAUGAUACUAUAUUCUUUUAAUAUGGUAAUGUAAUCAAUGGAUAUAAUGAAAGAGUAGCCUUAUAAAAGUAAUCAUAUUAUUUAAAUUUAGAAAAUUUGAUUAAUUUAAAGAGUUCAAACCAUCAAAUAAUGAAGAAUUAAUCUAAACAUAUAUGCUUGGAGUAACAAAUCAUUGGAUUUGUUUUGUUGCAUAUAAAUCUAUAUAAGGAACUUAAUUUAUUGUAAUGGAUUCUAGAAAUAGAGAUUUCUUUUUGUGGAAUUAAUAAUAAAUUAGAGAUUUCUUAUAAUAAGAUUAAUUAGAGAGACCAAAGAGAGGUUAAAAUCCAUUAAAUUAAUUUUAUUUGGAUCUUUAUGAAUAAGGAAUGAAAGACUUAUAAUAAAUUAUUACAUUACUUAUCUCAUGGAUUACAGGUUAAACUAAAUUAGAAUCAUAUGUUAGCAAUUAAAAAAUUAGAGUAUUUUUGAAUCCAUUGAUAGAAUUACUAGAAAUUUCAUAGAAUGAAUAUCUAAAUCUUAAAUUUAAUAAUUAAAAUGAAGCAAAUCUAUAUUAAAUUAUGGCAUUAUGGGCUGAUCAAUACAUAAUAACAGUUAGUGAAUUUAUUGGCAAUGCAAUCAACAUUACAUAAAUUAACAAGGCUCUGUUCUUGAAAUCAAUAGAAUUAGCUUAGAGUGCUCUUGAGUAUUAAACUAAAAAUGGAUUAUGGAAUUAACAAAAGUAAUCUCCAUUGCAUUCCAUCUUAAAAUGUUUAAAAAUAAUUAACUAAUCUAUCUGA